AGAAAAACAUAUUGUAUUCACAUUCAUUUGCUUGCCUCCUUGCCCUCUCUUUACUUCGAAGCCCAAAUACAUCUUCCCUUGAUAAAAACUCCACCAAUAAUACUCUUUAUCUGUCCCAUCUUACCGUUGACUUUGUAAAUUUAUAACACCCCAAAUAAACCAUUUCUCUUGCCAUGGCCAUGGCUAACCAGAUCAUUUGCAUCACAUAUCCAAUUCUACUUCCAAUCCCGGCUUCUCCCGGCUUCAAUAUUCCUUGAGGAUAUGAAUAGCACAACAGGGUAUACUGGACUUCUUGGCUCCAAUAACAUUGGUGGAUUUGGCUAUGGCAUUGGUGUAUCUAUUGGAAUCCUGCUGCUCAUUACAACAAUCACUUUGGCCUCCUAUUUUUGCGCACGAAACCAGCAGACGUCGGUGCCAAGCCAGGGAAGAAAUUCUGCAGAUCAGCAACUGAACCUGCAAAGCUUUGUUGUUGAAAUAGGGCUCGAUGAGGCCACUCUAAAGAGCUAUCCUACACUUCUGUAUUCGGAGGCCAAGCUACACAAGACAGACUCCACUUCUACAUGCUGCUCCAUAUGCUUGGCAGAUUACAAGAGCACUGAUAAACUAAGGUUGCUGCCGGAUUGCGGACAUCUCUUUCACCUCAAGUGUGUUGACCCGUGGUUGAGGCUGCACCCAACUUGUCCAGUCUGUAGAACAUCUCCAUUGCCUACACCCCUCGCAACCCCUCUGGCUGAGGUUGUUCCACUGGCAAGCAGGCGGGAUUGACCAAUACAGGGAAGGAAGAAUUAUGUUUCGCAGUCUUCGGAUACCAUCUGGACACCGCAAAAUCAUGUCAUCCUACUGGAUCAGCUCCAGUUAUUGAUCCAUAAAGCUCUUUCCCACAAUGUAAUCUGUCCUAUAUUCCUUUGUUUUUUUAGUUUUGAAACAAAUUUUAUGCCACACAACUGAUUGAAGUAUAUGCAGAUGAGAUUCAGUAA
Messenger RNA from Populus trichocarpa (black cottonwood), 977 nucleotides. RefSeq names its product RING-H2 finger protein ATL70. Lineage: Eukaryota; Viridiplantae; Streptophyta; Magnoliopsida; Malpighiales; Salicaceae. The record is from RefSeq and is a predicted model, not a curated record. The coding region runs from base 262 to 765 and encodes 167 amino acids. The transcript has a single exon.